Messenger RNA from Kwoniella shivajii, 342 nucleotides. RefSeq lists its product as uncharacterized. The transcript is spliced from 2 exons. The coding region runs from base 1 to 342 and encodes 113 amino acids. Lineage: Eukaryota; Fungi; Basidiomycota; Tremellomycetes; Tremellales; Cryptococcaceae. The record is from RefSeq and is a predicted model, not a curated record.
AUGAACCUCAACACAAUACUAAAAUACGAUCGCAUCUCUUCAUCUCCCUUGAUCGUUGCAAACGGAAAUGAAGAUGAAGAAGAUAUGAUACCUAUAUUAGAUGAAGAUAAAUCUGAAUCAGAUAAAGCAGACGUUGAAAGUGGAGAAUAUGAUCUUGAUGAACCUGAAUUUCUCCAAUCUUAUCCUACUUUAUCCUCACCUUUUAAAUAUUUCAUUUUCUUGAGUUUUUUCGUCGUCUUACCUGUUGGCGCAGGAGUAUAUUUCUACGGAGGAGGAAAAGAGAAAUUUAGAAAGUGGAAAUCGAAUAAAGGUUAUCAAAAAGUUCAAGGUGAUAGAGUCUAG